AUAGUAUGUACAUGUGUGGGGAGAGAACACCUCGUGCAUGCAAUGCUCGUUGGCAAGUUUUAGUCGUGUCGCCGUAUGUUUCCACGCGCCUACGUCCGUUAGAACUAUUCUGCUACUUUUUUAAAAACCCUGCAGAGUCGGCGCCGAAAUGCUGUCGUUAUUGCUCUUCGGUCUGCGAAGUCUCUUGGUGUCAGCAACUGCCGACGAAGAUGACGGCGAUGACGGCGUUGUCGAGGACGAGCUCCCGAGAAAUCCGUUCCCGGACGGCAAAAUGCCGUCGGCCGAAGAGCUGCUGAAGAUGCUCGACUCAAUGGGCGGCUUGUCCGACGAGGAUAAGGAGGCGCUGCGGCGCGACCUGCUGAAAAAGGCACAGGGCGGUUUCGUCGACGACGACUUGGUUGCCGACGAGCAGCACAUCGCCACCUCGUUCUUCGCCUCGCAAUUCUUCAUUCUCGUGGUUAUGCUCGCCGUCAUCACUCUCAUAUUCGUGUUUUUCGGUUACAAGCUCUACAGCAGUUUGUCCGAACGGGAGAGGAAGCGCGAGGAGAAGAGGAAAAACAGACAGCUGAAGAAGAAGAAGUGAAGAGGACAACUGCUGAACUGUGUGUUGUGAGAACUCGGACAGUGGCGCUUUAUCACUCACGUGCGACAGUGACUGGUGUACAAUAACAACAUUCCUUGUAAUUAAUUUAAAAAAUUGUUUUGUUAUGAAAAAAUAUAUAUAUUUAUACAAAGUAUUGGAGAUUCGUAU
This is a messenger RNA of Phymastichus coffea, 751 nucleotides long. RefSeq lists its product as uncharacterized. The transcript has 3 exons. The record is from RefSeq and is a predicted model, not a curated record. The coding region runs from base 149 to 583 and encodes 144 amino acids. Lineage: Eukaryota; Metazoa; Arthropoda; Insecta; Hymenoptera; Eulophidae.